Molecule: messenger RNA, 2268 nt
Organism: Ramularia collo-cygni
Lineage: Eukaryota; Fungi; Ascomycota; Dothideomycetes; Mycosphaerellales; Mycosphaerellaceae
Product: related to tuftelin-interacting protein TIP39, contains G-patch domain
Exons: 1
Coding region: 1-2268 (755 amino acids)
Biological process (GO): spliceosomal complex disassembly
Cellular component (GO): U2-type post-mRNA release spliceosomal complex
Molecular function (GO): nucleic acid binding
Source: RefSeq, a predicted model, not a curated record
AUGGACUCUCAGAAGCGCAAAUUCCAGGGCGCCGCUGGGAGAGGUCCCAAUAAGGCGCCUAAAAUGGGCGAGGGCGGCGGGCCAAUGUCCGCAUUCGCGAAGAAGAUGAUGGAGAAGAUGGGAUGGAAGGAGGGACAAGGUCUGGGAGAGAGCGGAGAAGGCAUUGUCAACCCGAUCGAGGUCAAGCUUCGACCGCAAGGUGCUGGUGUGGGGGCGGUGAAGGAGCGCACGGAGCAAUACAAGGAGGAGCAGCGUCGCGCCGCGGAGAGGAGAGGCGAGACGUACGAGGACAGCAGUGACGAGGAACGCCGGGCGCGCAAGGAGCGGAAGAAGAAGACGCUGGCCGGGCGGAGCGGAAUCAGCGGAGGCGAUAGCGGAGCCAGCACCCCAGGUGGAGGCAGGAAGCCCAAGACGAAAUACAAGACCGUGGCCGAUGUGCAGGCCGCGGCGCCGGGACUCGAUGUGCCUUUGCCUAUGCUGCGCUCCAUUGUGGAUGCAACCGGCAGCCAGACACGAAUGCUGACCAGUGCUGCGGGUCUUAUGACACCUACUACCAUGCCGUUGGACUCGGAAGCCGACAAGAUCGCGAAGCGAGAACGACUGGAGCUUGAGGCUUCCAUCGAAGCAUGGCACGGCGUUCAAGAACAGAAGGUCUAUAUUGAGGAGCAAGCAGGUCAUCAGAAAAUCGAGCUUGACCAGCAAGAAGACGAACUGGCGAAGCUGCAGUCGGUGCUGGAGGCAGUGGAACGGCUUCAGAUCGUUUCCUCGGGAGGAGGGCUGAAUACCGAUACAAACUUCGCCGCCAAACAAGGUCUGGAAAAUUCCUCUCAAGUGCUUGACUGGUCGGAGCUCAUAGAUGCACUCGAAAAGCUUCAGCUUGAACAUGGGCAUGAAAUCUCUCGAUGCGGCCUGCUCGACAUUGCCGUAGGUGCACUGUGUCCGGCUUUCAAAAAACAUAUUGCCGAGUGGGAUCCUCUCGAAGACCCAGAGUUCCUCACAUCGGAUCUCCAGCGCAUCACGGUUCUCCUCGGCCUUGGUACACAGGACGAAGUGGUCACAGCACGCGAAUUGACCACCCUGGACGAGGGAUAUGGCAAGAGUAAGCGGCAAAAAGCAACCACAGCUUAUGAGACGAUGAUUUAUCAGAUUUGGCUACCCAAGCUGCGAACCACGAUCACGAACUGGGAUGUCCUCAACCACGAGCCUCUGACGACCCUCGUCGGUGCUUGGAGACCGCUUCUGCCGGCUUUUGUAUACAGCCAUCUCGUGGACCAGCUGAUCGUGCCGAAAUUAAGUGCUGCAUUGCAGGCGUGGGAUCCUCGAAAGCGAAGCCAUCAUCACAAGCACGCAACUCUUAAACAUGCGGAGCCCCACACUUGGAUCUUCCCUUGGCUACCCCACCUGCUUCCCCAUCAACUUGAUGCCCGAAAUGAAGGCCUUCUUGUUGAUGUGAAGCGAAGGCUCAGACAGGUCUUGGAUGGUUGGGAUGUUAGCUCAGGUGUUCUAGCUGGAUUGUUAGCAUGGCGAACCCUUCUUCAUUCGGAGCUCGAUCAGGUUCUUGUCAGACAUCUGCUACCCAAGCUUGCACGGCACUUGACGCAGUACUUUGAAGUAGACCCGUCUGACCAAGAUUUGACUCCGCUGGAAAUGGUCCUUCAAUGGCAGUCACACUUCAAGUCCGAGGUCAUGGCGAGACUAUUGGUCGCGGAGUUCUUCCCGAAGUGGCUUUCAACCCUGCAUCUCUGGCUGACUUCUGAUGAAGCUAAUUUCGAGGAGGUCGGAGCUUGGUUUGCGUGGUGGAAGCAGCAGAUCCCCGAGACCCUUAAUGCAAAGCCGGAUGUCGCAAAGGAGUGGGGGCGAGGGACAGAGAUGAUCAAUAACGCCAUGGACCUGCUGGAGUCCGACAUCCCCCUCACCAAGCUUGCGGCGCCUGCAGCUGGCCCUGUUCGACCCAUCGCCAAGGAAAUUGGCAAGAAACUCGAGGCUUCUGUUCCGAAAGUUACAGUGGCUCGGGACGUCGCUCAGAACUUCAAGGAUACUGUCRAAGCUUGGUGCGCGGAGCAGGAUCUUACCAUGGUUCCGCUGCGAGAAGCACAUCAUCAGACGGGAUUGCCGCUGUUCAGAAUCACCRCAAGUGCCACCGGCAAGGGCGGCGUGGUCGUGUAUAUCAAAGGAGACAUUCUUUGGGCACAACGAAAGGGCGACCGCAGUCUCUUCGAUCCGGUCGGUUUGGAGGACGCAUUGAUCGAACGGGCCGAGGGGAGGUAG